AUGAGUAACGGUCCUAUCCUCGCCGGAUCUCCCAAUAAGAGCUGCUCCCGCGACACCCGGAGCAGCGACGGAGUUGGCGCUGAUGUGAGCAACAGGAGCAGCAGUAUCAGCGCCUCUCCUAGUGCCAAAUCCGCCAUUCCUCCAGCGAGCGAGUCGCCAUCUGCUUCGUUCUUUGACAUCUCACCACCUGCUACCCGUUCCGACACGCCUCCCCCUUCCCGCUCUUUCUUAAGCUUGCUGCCUUUCGCGUCCCUGGGUUCCAAGCGCCUUCAGCAGCAGCAGCAGCAGCAGCCGUCGACUCGUGCCGGCGUGUCAACAGCGGGAGGCUCGCUGCUCGAGUUACUCGACGAGGGGUGGUUCUCCAGCAAUGUCGCCGCGUGGCCUCAUGAUUUAACCACAAUCCAGGAAGCCGUUAACGAGACAGAGGAUGCUGAUAACGGGGAUACGCUUCCAGGGGUCCCGGAAACGGGGAGGGUUGCGUGUGCGCACGUGGAUUUAAACGCUCCGAGUCCCGCCAGCAACUUCCGCGAAGGCGCAGGUGGUGCGGCAGCGGAGUGUGAUUGCGCGGCGGCUGAUGACCGAACCAGCGGGGGUGCUUCGGCUGUGUCCGAAGCGAGCGGUUGUUCCAGGUCUGGCAGUCCCGAGCCUGACCCUGAAGGCAGCUUCGGAAAGUACCGGCGCCGCCGCGGCCGGUCGGGAAGCAGGCGGCGACCGAAGCGUAGCAGCAGCCUCGACGCGGCGCGCAUGUCGAGGCGCGUGUCGAUGCCUCCGCAUCCUCCGCUUCCGACGGACGAAGAACAGCGGGAUUCAAUAGAGACGCGAAGCAGCGACGGCGAAUGCUACGAGCGCACUACCUCCCCUUACGCUUCGUCCGGGCGGGGGACGUACGCGGAGAGGCGGGGGAGCGGUGGGGAGCAUUUCUCGGCGUUUCACCCCUCUCCCCCUUUCCGCUGGUCAGAGCGGGGUACGGGGGCGCCGGAAUCGGAGAAUGCGGCUUGCGGAAGCAGAAGCGCGGGGAAACCGCGGUAUCUGCGCACGCGGAGUGUAACGGAUUAUGACUCGGCGGAGUACGAGCGCAACAGCUCGCUGUGCCAAGGCGCACAUGAGGUGGAAGCGGACGCGGAGGGCGGAGACGGGCUCCCCUUGACGCCCUCCGCGCGUGCAAGAAGCCUGACAGAGGCUGACGUGGAGGAGCUCCGGGGGUUCAUGGAUCUGGGUUUCAACUUCCGCCAGGCGGACAUGAGCGCGCGCAUGACCGCCACGCUGCCCGCGCUGCGCCUGUAUCACGCCGUGGGGAGCGUGCAGCAGAGACUCAUCUCCCGCCACCAUCAUCACGCCGCUCCCGCUACAGCCGGUGCCGCUACAGAUGAUGUUCACAGUGCCGCUGGCGGCGCUACUGGCAGUCCUUUUGGCGGUGCUACUAGCAGCGGUGCGGACGGCAGCAUGGCAGUGGGUGUUAGCAGCGGCACCUCGUCGCCACGGAUCUUGUGCUUCCCGGGGGACCCGUUCGUUGUUGCCCGCUCCUCUGAACCCCACGCCAUGCAGCAGCGAGGCAGCUCCAUGCCGUCGUCUCCGCGCCACAUCCCAUCCCUCAUUGGCACCAGCACUAUUUGCACCAGGAGCCACAGCCAUGGGCACAGUCCGGAGCAUGAGCAGCAGGGGCAGGGGCAGAGGGGGGUGAGUGGCAGCCUGGAUGCGGAGUGGUCGUUUGCCAAUCUGCAUGACCCCCCCUCGGACGUCAAGACACACCUCAGGCUCUGGGCUCAGGCCGUUGCCAGCACUGUCAGGCAGACAUGCUAG
Closterium sp. NIES-65 is the source of this 1800-nucleotide messenger RNA. NCBI's taxonomy places the organism in Eukaryota, Viridiplantae, Streptophyta, Zygnematophyceae, Desmidiales, Closteriaceae. The record is from the annotation of a GenBank genome assembly.